Molecule: messenger RNA, 3258 nt
Organism: Apus apus (common swift)
Lineage: Eukaryota; Metazoa; Chordata; Aves; Apodiformes; Apodidae
Gene: CALCOCO2
Product: calcium binding and coiled-coil domain 2
Exons: 12
Coding region: 603-1970 (455 amino acids)
Biological process (GO): xenophagy; positive regulation of autophagosome maturation
Cellular component (GO): PML body; autophagosome
Source: RefSeq, a predicted model, not a curated record
GUUGGAUCUAGAUGAUCUUGAAGGUCUCUCCAAGCAUUCCAUGAUUCUAUGACCUGAAAUGCUCCAGCAGGGUGGUUGUUCAGGAUGAACUUUCCCUCUGUUCUGAGCUCAGUCCUUGCUCACUGCUGCUGUCCCUGGGAUCAGCUGAGAAGCUCCUGCUUUGCAUUCCUGGGAUGGAAUUGCCCAGGAUUGGCAGCAGGGUUUUCUAGGCACUGCUCUGCCCCUUGACAGAUGGCCAGGGCUGCAGCCUGUGAGGCAGAGCAGCAAAGAGGGUGAUUGAAGGUCCUGUCUCCAGCCCUGUCUCAACUCCUGGCAGCUUGGGGACACUUUUGAUGGAUGCCCCCAGCACAGAUUGAUGUGGGCAGUGUGUGAUUUGCAGCCUCCCAGCUCACCGAGGGCUUUCUGUGGGGAUACCACAUGGAGGAGCUUUCCUUUGUUGACCCUGCUGUCAGGCAAUAUAUUCCACUCCACCCUGAGAAUCAUCUUGCAGUUCCAGCCCAGAGGUCACGAGGAGCCAGGCUAGAAGAGCCUCGUGACACAGGCUGGGGACACAGAGCCACGACCAGCUGCCUCACCAGGAGCUCCUCUGUUUGGGCUCUGCCAUGGGAGCAGAACUUAGCAAGACUUCCACGAUGGACGAGGCCUCAGACGAGCCUCCCACAUCUGCUGUCCUCUUAGACAGCUGCCACUUCUCCCAGGUGGUCUUCAACAACGUGGAGAAGUUUUAUGUCCCUGGGGCAGACGUGACCUGUUGUUACACCCUGACACAGAGCAUCAUCCCUCGGGGGAAGGACUGGGUGGGCAUCUUCAGGGUGGGAUGGAAAACAACCCGGGAGUAUUACACCUUCCUGUGGGCUCCUCUGCCCAGUGACCCCCACAGUGACACCCCCGUGCAGCAGCAGAUCCAGUUCAAGGCUUAUUACCUGCCCAAGGAUGAUGAGUAUUACCAGUUCUGCUACGUGGACCAGGAUGGGGUGGUCCGGGGAGCCAGUGUGCCUUUCCAGUUCAGAGCAGAGACUGAGGAUGACAUCCUGGUGGUUACCACACAGGGAGAAGUGGAAGAGAUUGAGCUACAAAACAAAAAUCUACGUCAAGAAAACGAGGAGCUGAAAGCAAGUUGUGCCAGUCUCCAGAGCCAGAACAUCCACCUGCAGGAGGAGGUCACCAAGGCACAGGAGCUGCAGAAGAGUCUGGAGUCCCUAAGGAGCAACACAGAGAAACUGGAGCUGGAGGUGAAUUCCCUGAAAAAGGAAAAUAAACAUCUGAAGGAGCUGGAUGGCUGCAGAGAGGCAGAACUGCAGCAACUCAAAGAGCAAAUUCAGACCGUGAGCUCUGACAAGGAACGUCUGGAGAGCAGCCUGAAGGCAGCCCUGGAGCAGAUGGACCAGCUGCAGUCUCAGGUGUCUAGUUAUGAGAAGGAGGUGGAGAACCUGGCUCGUGUGGACCGUGAGAAGACGGAGCAGCUGGAAGGUUUAAAGGAGGAGAAUCAGCAGUUACGGGUGGUUGGAGCUCAGCAGCAACAAACCCGUGACCUACUGAAAGAACUGGAGGAGCAGAAGCGUUUGUGUCAGGUUCUGCAGGCACAAAAGAAGGCAGCUGAUGAGGAAAAUCAGAACCUGCGGGAAGAGAAUGAUGUGCUCCUGAGGCAUCUCUCACAGCCCACAGAGGCUUCUCCCUUCUCUGUUGCUUCACAAGCUCAAGCUCCAAUCCCAGCUCCAGGAGCAGGAGACCUCCUGUUUGGAAAUCCAUAUGGUGCUGCAGGAGCAAACCUGGGGGCAGGAGCUGCAGAAGUGGCUUCCAUAAGGAAGUGCCCCAUGUGCAAUGAAGUCUUUCCUGAAGAAAUUGAAGCAAGUCAGUUUGAGGCCCAUGUGCAGAGUCACCUCCUGGAGUGCCCACUCUGCAGCGAGACCUUCGAGGAGGCCAAUCAGCAGGUGUUUGAUGACCACCUUUUUUGUCAUCGCCUGGAAUAAUCCUGAAUUUCUACCUGCUCAGUAGAAUAGGUGACAGAGGCUGCAGUAGAGAAUAGACCACAAAUCACUGAAUAGGCUUAAAUUCAUGCCAGCAUCACUCAGGCAAGGCUGAGGAUGCCACCGGGACCGUCACCCCGAGCUUUCGUGCACUUGAGCAACACAGAAAUCAGGUCAGACAUCCACAUCCUGCAACUGAAUCACCAUCACCAAACUGAAGUCCUCUCUCUUGGAUUAGAUGCUUUUCAAACCAGUUACAAAUCCUAUAAUUAAUUCAGGAGAAGGUGGUACCAGUUCUUUAGAACUUGGCCACGUAGCUGGUCACUCAGGAUCCGAGGGAUGGGAUGUGGUGCAGCAGUUUGCUGGACCAGGCUGAUCCAUCUCCACUAGAAUGGUUUGAUCCUUUAAUGUAGCCCUGUGAUUGCUAACCAAAGACCCAGAAACAUCCUCUCAUCUUUUAGGAUCACACACCUCCAGCCCUGCUCAGCCUCUGGAAUGCAGAAUUAAUUCUGAAUUGGUUAAAAAGUCUAAAAACACAUCAGCUGUUGUAAAAGAAGUGAAAGAAACGUGUUUGUCAAGAGCCUGAGUGUGUCAGAGCAGGCAGCACAGCUCAUUCUAGGGUGAGGCUUGUGCACUGUUUCUCCAUCCAUCUCAGGAUGAGGAAAACCUGGAAUUCCUGAGACAGGCAAGGCCAGCAUGGCCUGGAGCCCACAGGAAAGCAGUAGCUGAGUUGUCUCAGCAGCACAGAGGGUAACUGGUUUCUCAGUCAGAAACUGGUCACCCUCAUUUCAUGAAAAUGAAGGGUUUGGAUUAUUCCUCUUUCAUGUUUCUAAGCCUUCUUGAUUUAACAAGAAGAGCCUGUUCUCAACCCAAAACAUUGUGAUUGAAACCUAAGUGCCUUAGGCUGCUGCAAUGCUUCCUGCACAGAUCACAGUUGGUAUUUUUAUUUCUGCUUUGGGGUUUUCAGUUUAGGAUUAACCAGUUCUUUUCUGUGCAAGCACCAGUGGGUAAAGUUUUCUUCUCCAGCUGCAUCAGGCUGUGUUUCCUGCUGCAUAUCUGAAGCAAUAGUAAAUCCUAAGAAGUUUACACAGAGUUUUAAGAAUUUUAACAAAGACUUUAAAAUGUUGGAGUGGUUCAGUGCCACACACAACAACUUUUUAUCAGUCUAGAUUUAAAUAGAGUAUUUCUGCCUCGGGUUGUACUGUCUUGCUAAGCAUUAUUUAAAAAAAACUAUAACAGAAAAUAACCACGAAGAAAGAUAAAGGCUAUAUGAAAAAAAAUAUUUGAAAAA